GUGAAGUGUCACCAAUAUUGGCCUGAAGUGAAUCACACUUAUGAGUUUCGAUUUCCAUCUGCUCUUGUGUCACGGACUGUUAAUGGGGCUGCAAUGGAGACUGGCGGCGUUUUUUCGGCUACAGGUUCGCCCGUUGCCAUGGAGCUGCAUCUGACCACAGUUCUUGAACAGGUGGCUUUACUUACCAAGAGUUAG
Protopolystoma xenopodis is the source of this 195-nucleotide messenger RNA. The record is from the annotation of a GenBank genome assembly. Lineage: Eukaryota; Metazoa; Platyhelminthes; Monogenea; Polystomatidea; Polystomatidae.